Molecule: messenger RNA, 1331 nt
Organism: Chelonus insularis
Lineage: Eukaryota; Metazoa; Arthropoda; Insecta; Hymenoptera; Braconidae
Gene: fuss
Product: fussel
Exons: 7
Coding region: 1-1305 (434 amino acids)
Biological process (GO): negative regulation of transcription by RNA polymerase II; negative regulation of BMP signaling pathway
Cellular component (GO): transcription regulator complex; nucleus
Molecular function (GO): DNA-binding transcription factor activity, RNA polymerase II-specific; RNA polymerase II cis-regulatory region sequence-specific DNA binding; SMAD binding
Source: RefSeq, a predicted model, not a curated record
AUGAUGAACUACGAGUUACAGGUUGGUACAGUGUCACUUUAUGGGAUCCAAAUCGUAUCAUUGGUGAUAGAAGGUCAAGAAAGACUCUGUUUAGCUCAGAUAAGUAAUACAUUACUCAAGCAAUUCAGCUACAAUGAAAUUCACAAUAGACGAGUUGCUCUUGGAAUCACAUGCGUACAAUGCACACCGGUACAACUCGAAAUUCUUAGAAGAGCUGGAGCCAUGCCUCCAUCUUCGAGACGUUGCGGAAUGAUUACAAGACGUGAAGCUGAAAGACUUUGUAAAUCAUUUCUGAGUGAUAACACGCCACCAAGGUUACCUGAAGAUUUUGCAUUUUCCGUCUAUCACGAAUGUGCGUAUGGUUGUAGAGGGGCUUUUCUACCAUCACGAUAUAAUAGCUCUCGUGCAAAAUGCAUCAAGUGCUCCUGUUGUGGACUUUUUUUCUCACCGAACAAAUUUAUAUUCCACUCGCAUCAAUCAAGCUCUAAUAAUAAAUUCGUUCAACCUGAUGCAGCAAAUUUUAAUUCUUGGAGACGUCACAUGAAACUUUUAGGAAAUCCUCCGGACAACAUUGUUCAUGCUUGGGAGGACGUUAAAGCUAUGUUUAAUGGUGGAACGCGAAAACGAUUACUCAGUCAUAGUGGUCCACGUAAUUCAAUGGAAACAAUUAAACAAAUGAAUUCGGUUUCACCUAGUGCAGUUACUCUAGAUAGCAAUACACAGCCCAUUACCGCAUCAACUACUCCAGUCAAUUUGACGCGUGUAUCAUCAUUCUCAGAUAUACCUCUAUCGUUGCCACGCAAUUUCGUAAUGGACUACAUGUGGCAUCAACAUCAUCAAGCGACUGCAGUCGUUGCUGCUUCUAAAAAUUCAGGAUUUACUUUUGCACCUUACACGUUGCCCUGGUUUGCCAAACAAGGGACAGCUCUCUUUCCAGGACAUCUUAAAGCUCCAUUGAAUGAUAAUUCACCAACUGAUGUUUUUCUGCCUCCAGUUACAUCGUCACCACUCCAUUCGUCAGCCUUUCGACCUGUCAUCAAACCAUCUCCAAUUAUUUAUUCCAUUCCACAAAGGGAUAUUGUAGAAACUGUUUCACAUAAAGCAGAAGAUACAGAUGACGAUAUUGAUAUUGAAACAACUGAAGAUAGUGUGUCAUCUAUAGCUCAUUUUGAAGAUAUUAAAAAUCCUCCUCAUAUAUCAAACGAUGAAACCGUUUAUAAUCCACAAAUAUCACUUUGCUGGAGUCCAGCUCAGGAAAUGAUAUUACUGUCGGAAAAAUUGAUAAGUCAGCAAUACUCAGUGUAGGUAUUGGCGAACAUCGACUGUACAAA